AUGUCUUGUGGUUUCUCACCGUCUCUCUGUUAUUCCCACAGCAAGCGAGGGUUUGAUGUGCGUUCCUUCGGCACAGGAACCCACGUGAAACUCCCAGGACCCGCUCCGGACAAACCCAACAUUUUCGACUUCAAAACCACUUACGAGCAGAUGUACAACGACCUGGUCCGUAAAGACAAGGAGCUGUAUCCCUAGCAUACACACAGAAAUACACCGGCUAGACAGGAGAGCUUGCAGCCGGUGCAUGUGAUUAAUGUGGAUAUUCAGGACAACCACGAGGAGGCGACGCUAGGAGCAUUCCUCAUCUGCGAGCUCUGCCAGUGUAUUCAGCACACGGACGACAUGGAGAACCAUUUCAUAUAG
Sinocyclocheilus rhinocerous is the source of this 363-nucleotide messenger RNA. RefSeq names its product RNA polymerase II subunit A C-terminal domain phosphatase SSU72. The record is from RefSeq and is a predicted model, not a curated record. Gene Ontology annotation, cellular component: nucleus. The transcript is spliced from 3 exons. Gene Ontology annotation, molecular function: phosphoprotein phosphatase activity. Lineage: Eukaryota; Metazoa; Chordata; Actinopteri; Cypriniformes; Cyprinidae. Gene Ontology annotation, biological process: mRNA processing.